AUUUUUCAACUCCAGUCGUGUUUUUGUUUAUAAAACUUAACAUUUUGCAUGUUAUUUGAAUAAAACAAAAUAAACAUGGAUGACGAUUUUCCUACCGCUGAGUUCCAAAAGAAACUCAAAAGAUCCUCCAGUGAAGAAUUUGUCGAUUUGAAUUUCUUUGGCUCGGACAAUGAUAACACAAUGACUGAAAUCUAUUCACUUAAACGACAAACAUCAAGCAACAACGAAGCUGACCGAACAAGUGAUGAUAAUAAAAAAUUGGCCAAAUCAAAGAAAGAACUCGAAGAAGAAGAACGUGAAAAAAUGCAAGUCCUUGUCUCGAAUUUCACCGAAGAUCAACUCGAUAGAUAUGAAAUGUAUCGUCGAGCGGCUUUUCCCAAAGCGGCUGUAAAACGUCUAAUGCAAACUAUCACUGGGUGCUCAGUAUCACAGAAUGUCGUCAUAGCUAUGGCAGGAAUAGCGAAAGUAUUCGUUGGAGAGAUUGUCGAAGAGGCAUUAGAUGUUAUGGAAAGUGCUGGUGAUUGUGGAGCUUUGCAGCCGAAAUAUCUGAGAGAAGCUGUUCGUAGAUUACGUGCUAAAGGACGAAUGCCCAUUGGCAAGACCUCAAAGCAAUUUUUUAAGCUUAAUUAGAUUCCUUUGUUUUCUUCUCUUUUGUAAUUGUAAUAAUUUUUUUUGGUAAAUAUAUUUGAAUUUUUAAGUAUUAAAAGAAA
This is a messenger RNA of Eupeodes corollae, 710 nucleotides long. It is a transcript of the gene Taf11, whose product is annotated as transcription initiation factor TFIID subunit 11. Gene Ontology annotation, molecular function: protein heterodimerization activity; transcription coactivator activity. Gene Ontology annotation, cellular component: transcription factor TFIID complex; nucleus. The transcript has a single exon. NCBI's taxonomy places the organism in Eukaryota, Metazoa, Arthropoda, Insecta, Diptera, Syrphidae. The record is from RefSeq and is a predicted model, not a curated record. Gene Ontology annotation, biological process: RNA polymerase II preinitiation complex assembly; transcription initiation at RNA polymerase II promoter. The coding region runs from base 76 to 630 and encodes 184 amino acids.